Amaranthus tricolor (Joseph's coat) is the source of this 2157-nucleotide messenger RNA. RefSeq lists its product as uncharacterized. NCBI's taxonomy places the organism in Eukaryota, Viridiplantae, Streptophyta, Magnoliopsida, Caryophyllales, Amaranthaceae. Gene Ontology annotation, biological process: chloroplast organization; regulation of DNA-templated transcription. Gene Ontology annotation, molecular function: double-stranded DNA binding. Bases 304 to 1506 code for a protein of 400 amino acids. Gene Ontology annotation, cellular component: chloroplast. The transcript is spliced from 2 exons. The record is from RefSeq and is a predicted model, not a curated record.
CGGUGAAUUUGAGGGAGUACAUCACAUGCUAGUCUAACCAAGGUCAAUAAGGCUCCUCCAUAACCCAACCUUGAUUUAUGUGCUGGGGAUUGAGCAUUUGACUCCUGAGAGGGCGCCUCACCGUGGAGCAGCAAGAACCCGCCCGUCCGCCGCCCUGUUUGGUGCACCUACCAUUUCCGACGCGCCUCCCAGCAUCCUAUACUCUCAUUGUAGUCUCAGGUGCUUCCAGUCCCUGUAAUGUACUUAGCUUUUUACCCUUUCUCUUGAUUCUAUAUUUAUUGUGUUGUACAAGUCAAAGUUUUCAUGGCAAAUCUUCCUUUUAGAAGAUUAGUCUUCUAUCUCCAUAAACGAUUUUACAAUGCUCCCUCAUCUUCCAAAACCCUUAAAAGUUCGUCAAUUAAGGAUAAUAGAAUGACUGAAACUAGAAAUAAUAGACAAAUUAAUACUAUUAAUUGUUCUAAUUCAACCUCAAAUCAAUCUUUUUGUGUUGAAUACCUUACUAAUUCAUGUGGGCUUUCUUUACAUUCAGCUAUUUCGAUAUCUAAAAAGGUUAAGUUGGAAGACAAGAACAAACCACACUUUGAUUCUGUUGUUUCAUUUUUCAAAUCCCAUAACUUUUCUGAUGCCCAUAUUGUUCAACUAAUUGAAAAGCACCCUGCUGUUCUUCAUUGUAAAAUUGGAACUAAUGUUGAGCCGAAGAUUCAAUUUCUUCUUGAAAGUGGAUUCCAGGGUUUGCUUCUUCCAGAAUUUGUUGUUUCUGCCCCUGAUAUUUUUGGUAGGAGUUUAAAUAAUCAAUUGAGGCCAAUGAUGACAUUACUUAAGAAAAUAAUAAGUUGCCCUGAAAAGAUACUAUUGGCUGUUAGGCGCGGGAAACGGAUUGUAAGUGCCGAUAACGAACAAGUGCAACAAAACUUGGAUUACUUGAUUGAACAAGGGGUAUCCAAGCAAAGAGUUGAGGCGCUGCUUGUUUGGCAGCCUGGUUGCACGUCUCUAGAUACUUCCAGAGUGAAGUAUGGAGUUGAAAAGCUGAAAACAAUGGGUAUUUUGCCAUCUAAUCCAAUGUAUGUACAUACCCUUCGCGUGAUCUUGUAUAUGACCAAGUUUUCUUGGGAGAGGAAAUUGAAGGUUUUUGAGAGUUUAGGGUGGUCUUAUGAUGAUUUUAUAUCAACUUUUAAAAGGAAUCCAUUUUGUUUGUGUUGUUCUGAGGAGAAACUUAAACAAUCUAUGGAUUAUUUUGUGAACACCGUGAAGCUUGAUAGGAAAAUUAUUAUUGCGGAUCCUCGGUUGCUUGCAUUUUCACUUAAGAAAAGGAUAGUUCCUAGGUACAUUAUAUGGAAGAUUUUGGAAGAGAGGAAUCUGAAUCCUCCAAAGCUCAUUUGGAUGUUUACUAUACAGGAAAAGGUCUUUCUUGAGCGAUGUGUUGCUAGGUAUUUAGAUACGAAUCCUGAUCUUUUGCGAAUCUAUCAGACCAGCAAGGAGAAGCCCAUCACCUACCAGUCUUGUUAGAAAAUGAAUAGAUUGCUCCUAAUGGCAGUAUUGCAAGGGUGCUUGUAGCAUCUUUGACAAUUGUUACUUUUGUGAUCCUCCUGCUCCUGGUUGAUGUUUUUCAUGGGCCGCGUGGGGCUACGAGCUUGGUUAGUGAAUGUUAAUUUCAGGCAUAGAAUGUUCUACGCCUUGGAUGAAAAGGGGGGAAAGGGUCGCGGGAAGGCAGUCCAUGAUUUUUGUUUCAUUUGUUGAGUUCUAUUUUGAACUCGUUGGUUAUGAUAGCCUUUAUCGUCUAUUUGUAGGGUAUAUUGGCAGUUGGACGUACACACAUGACUCGAACCGACUUUAAUAUGAGAUUUGCAUAAAUCAAACAAUGUACAUGUUAAUUAAGCCCACAAAACCCUGAAAAUUUCCCUACCCUGAACGCCAUGCCUGCGAAACCGAUGAAAAUCAAAAUGAACAUCUUUAGUUGGAGUAGCCAGGUAAUAGCUUAUUGAUUGAGGUUCAUUAUGUAGCUGUGAUUGAAUGUGGUUGGACAAUUUUCGGCUUUACGCCCAUUUUUAGUUUGGUUAAUUGGAUAAAAGCAAACAUGAGAUUUAUCGUACAUAAACGUUAUUUUUCUAAAGAAUUGUUGAAUACUAUCCUUGUUUGUAUAAAGCCAUUUACGGUCAA